Botrytis byssoidea is the source of this 1128-nucleotide messenger RNA. RefSeq lists its product as uncharacterized. The transcript is spliced from 2 exons. NCBI's taxonomy places the organism in Eukaryota, Fungi, Ascomycota, Leotiomycetes, Helotiales, Sclerotiniaceae. The record is from RefSeq and is a predicted model, not a curated record. Bases 1 to 945 code for a protein of 314 amino acids.
AUGGCUCCUACAAUUUUGAUUGUUGGUGCCACAGGCAACACUGGCCGAAGUGUUGUGGAGACCCUUUCAGAAUCAAUCAACAACAACAAAACACUUGCAGGGUAUCAAAUCAUUGCCCUAACACGAAAUACGGACAGCCCUACUGCCCAAAAUCUUGGCAAACUUUCAAACGUCACAAUUGAAGAAAAGAAUUGGGUUGAUAUUAGCCCUGAGUGGUUGAAGGAACGCAAUGUUGUCAAGGCAUUUAUUGCUUCCCAUAAUGAGCCCUCUCAUUUUGCAGACGAAUCAACCUUCCAUGUUGCUUUACUUAAUGCUGGCGUCAAAUACGUUGUGCGCAUCUCCACCACGGCUGCCAAUAUCCAUCCCAACUUCCCAGUAUACUAUCCACGCCAACAUUGGGCUGUCGAAGCCUUAUUGAGCUCUCCUGAGUUUGAAAAUCUUCAAUGGACCUCACUUCAGCCAAAUGUCUUCCACAGCUUCGCUCUUGGACCUGCCUUGGAGUUCAUCAAACAAUAUCGCAAAGAUGGAAAGCAAAAUACACUCCGCUUGAUGGCUGAUGGUGAUGCACCUCUUGGAUGUAUUCACUCUGACGAAAUCGGUCGCUUUGCCGCUGUACUUCUGGCUCAGGAGGAUCACUCCAUCCACAACAAGAAAAAGUACGAACUUAACGGACCAGUGGAUAUCAACGGAAAGCAGAUUGUCAAACUGGUGGAGCAAUAUAUUGGAACAGAAGUCAAGGAUGUCAAGUUCAGAGACAUGACUUUCGUUGACACAUGGGCUGAUUCGGUCGAAGCUCACAAAACUCUCAUUCGAUCCAUCAAGGGUGCUCCUACUACAGGCUGGGAAGGGAAGUGCUCGACUGCAACGACGAGUAAGGAGUUCUUGGAGUUAUCUCCACCAAAGAUUACACCCGCAAUGUGGUUGAAAUCUGCUCUUGAGGAAUAAAGGGACGAAUCGAUCGAGCGGCACUAUUAAUAAAAUGCUCAUUUCGAAUCUUUUUGUAGCACUCUAAAUGAUCCGAGAUAUGUGAAGUAGAACUCAGCUAUAAAAGUUCUUGAGCUUUGUGACAAGUAUUGACUGAAGAGUAGUAUUAUUUUUGAUAUAUCGACCGCUAUGAUACCCUUUUUC